UCAUGAAUGCUUGCGUGAAAUUGACCAUCCCGUUUGCCUUUUCAGUUAUGCGGUCCUAGUUUUCUUUGGAUCCCCACAAUUCUUAGUAAGCAAACAGGCCCUAGUUUUGCCACCUUCAACAAUUUUUUAUCUAUUGGACUGCUCGUCUUCACACAAUGUGAGAGGGUUCCCUGUUGCAAGCCGACUAGGUAAUUUUUUCUAGGUUUUUGCAGCAGUAAGGGUUGUGAAAAGAUGGCCCCAGGUGACAACAAAGUUGCUGCCAACACCAUCGAAUUUCCACAGUUCGACAUUUUAUCAGGUGAUUCAGCUCAUUCAGAUCACUACUUCAUUCAUUCUAACAAGUCCAAAAAGGCUCAAGGCUGCUUCAACGAUUCAACAAGUGCCGUGUCGAAGAAAAUUGCAAAAGAGUGGAAAAUCCUUGAGAAAGAUCUUCCUGACUCCAUUUAUGUACGAGUUUAUGAGCAGAGAAUUGACUUGCUUCGAGCUGUGAUCAUUGGUGCUGCUGGAACUCCUUAUCAUGAUGGUCUUUUCUUCCUUGACAUUGUUCUGCCUUCUGAUUAUCCAAACCAACCUCCUAAAGUGUAUUAUCAUGCCCAUGGCCUGCGUUUAAAUCCCAAUCUAUAUUCAAACGGGACGGUUUGCUUGAGUUUGAUCCAUACUUGGACCGGUCGAGGUGUGGAGUUAUGGACUCCUGCUAAGUCCACCAUUCUUCAGCUGUUGGUCUCCAUUCAAGGACUUGUGCUUAACAGUAAGCCAUACUUCAAUGAGCCUGGACGUGAAGUUGGACUGUACAGCAAGGCUGAACGUUGGACCAAAAAAUCAAUGGCUUAUAAUGAAGAGGUUUUUAUCUUGUCUUGUAAGACAAUGCAGUACAAUUUGCGAAAGGCAUCAAAGGGUUUUGAGAGUUUUGUUGUAGAACAUUUUCGAGCACGUGGAGAUUUUAUAUUGGCGGCUAUCAGGGCUUAUAUAAAUGGUGAUGCUACCGUUGGCCAAUAUCAAGAGUGCGUAUCAGCUUCAUUGUCCUCUGUUCCAGUGUCAAGCAAAUUUAAGGCAAAUUUGGAGAAGAUGCAUUUGGAUCUUAGGUCGGCCUUCCAUGGGAUUGACACUUCUCCACCAAAAAUGAAGAAAUUACCAUUGGAAGGCAUGAGAGAAGAAAAAGAAGCGACGUCAGAUGCAGUGAAGUCUCGGUCAAGUGCGGAAGAAUCCAAACAAGGAAUAUCAAGCAGAAUUUUGAAGGUCCUGAAGAAGAUUUUUGAAUGAAGACUGGUAACGUUGUUGACAUCAAAAUUCGUUUUAAUGGUGUAGAGGAGGAAGUAGACGGGAGUAGAACAGUUAUAAUUUUCUGUUUGACUAGAUAUAUUUGUUUCCAAGAUCAUGGGGCCAGAAACUGAUGAUGGUCUUAACUCAAUUCUUACAUGGCAGAAUAUAACGGUCAGAUCUAAUUGCUCUUUUGCAGAUA
This is a messenger RNA of Coffea eugenioides, 1459 nucleotides long. Its product is annotated as putative ubiquitin-conjugating enzyme E2 38. The coding region runs from base 232 to 1260 and encodes 342 amino acids. Gene Ontology annotation, molecular function: ubiquitin conjugating enzyme activity. The transcript has 2 exons. Lineage: Eukaryota; Viridiplantae; Streptophyta; Magnoliopsida; Gentianales; Rubiaceae. The record is from RefSeq and is a predicted model, not a curated record.